Messenger RNA from Cynoglossus semilaevis (tongue sole), 2365 nucleotides. RefSeq lists its product as uncharacterized. Bases 757 to 1515 code for a protein of 252 amino acids. NCBI's taxonomy places the organism in Eukaryota, Metazoa, Chordata, Actinopteri, Pleuronectiformes, Cynoglossidae. The record is from RefSeq and is a predicted model, not a curated record. The transcript has 2 exons.
CUCAAUUUAAAUGAAAGACAACAUCACAUCACAACAUGGUUAACCCACCAGUAAUUUUGGUUGUUUACUUACUGAAACUGUCACAGUGAGCCAUUAACAUGGCAGGACACAAACAGGACCCAAAUGCAGUACUGGGGCCGGUAGUUUAUAUAUGAAAAAAAAAAAAAAAUUCACAAAAACCUGCUUCUUCAAAGAUCAGGACAAAACACUCAGCACAGGAACAGACUUGACCAGGAACAGCCUAGAAACAGACACACCAUUGACCAGCUACAACACAAUGAUCCCACAAGGACAGAGUGAGGGAGAGAGGUAUAUAUACAAAGGGCACCAGGGGAAGAGUGAGACUAAUUACAGAGACACAGGUGAGUGUGAUGACACAGAUUACCCCUCACAGCAGACAGCAGGAACAGAAAACACACAGACCUGACAAAAACAUCAUGGCCCACAGUGAGUCUGUUUAUGUUGACAUGCACGUAAAACUGCAAGAAUAAUACUGCAAGUAAACUGGUCAAAAUUAAUAUUUAUAGUUUCAAAAUUGCAAUGGAAUCAAAAUCAUGACCAAACUUUCUGCAGAAAGUAUCCUAGUGCUGUGUUAUAUAAAAGUAAAAUAACCAAUUUUAAAGUCAAAUCAAUAAAAAGUAAUGUGUAAUGUCUAAUUAACUACAGUAUUUAUUACAUUAUUAUUGGUUAUCAUCACUUUGUCUCUAUCAGGACUUCAAGCACAGUAGUCAGACUGGGGGGAAACCAGACAACUUCAUGAAGAAGCAGCAGGGCGGAGAAUCUGACGGCGCUGAGGGAGAUGAAGGAGAAGAAAGUAAAGUUAGACCAAACAAUACGGAGGGAAAUGGAGCGUUGCAGGAGGAUUCAGCUGCUGCCUUUUCCAGGUCUGAAAUGGGAAAGGACAGGAGAGGAAAUGACCACUCAUCAAUCACAUGCAAACAGAGGGAUAAGGGGGAGGAUCGCAGGGCAGAAGGGCAACUAGAGUGUAGGAAAGAACCACAGAAAGGAAGACCAAGCAUAAACACGGCCUUCACCACUCUGCAUCCCUUACCCAGGUCAGCUGCUGAGCAGCGCAGGUCAAUCGACGGCACACUGCCACGGUUACUGACGAGACAGGAAAGCCGGAGCAGAGUUUUAGCCGGAGCUCAGAGUGAGAUAUCCACGUAUUUGACCAAGUUGGUCCAAAAAUCUGGAAGUGAUAGCAACAUUCUGCAGUGUCCCAAGUUCAGGAUGGAGCCCAGACCUCCUGGGAGAUCUGCAAGUCCUCUGGCACACAGAGUAGCCUCCUGUCACCGUUCAAGAACAAGACCACAAGUUGUCCUUGAGUCUCCGAUUUACUGUUCCUCUCCUCAUCCGACCUCUGUGCAACAAAUCCAUUCGUCCAGAUCUUUCCACCUGGAAUCAGCCGUUGAAAGCUCUCUUCCUCCAUCUCAUUCCUCCUCUGAAGCCUUCAUGUACUGUUCUAUGUACAGAAGCACCAUUUCUCCCCUUGGCACAACUCGGAAUAAUCUUUAAAAAUCUCCCAGACCCAGUUCUGUCCGGCAAUGGAAGUAGAAUAUUUAUGUCAUCUUUUAAUCCUGGAAAUGUGUAUUUAAUAUUUCGUUCCGGGUCAUGUGAAUGACUUGAAAGCUAAAUAUAUUUCUUAUACUGUCCCCUUGAUAAUGUACAACUCUGACUGGCUUUGCAAUAAGACUACUUUUUUUUAUCAUUCUUUCCUGGACAUCAAAUUGUGGGCUCCAGGUAGACAGGGAGGCAGCAAUGUCUACGCUGCCAGAGAUUUUUUCCUUCUUCUUUGUCUUCUUCUUCUUUAGCUGACUCCUCGUUAGUAUUAAAGUGCACCAGUUUAUUCCAAAACUGUGAUUUGUCAAAUAUUAAUGUCAUAAACUCCAUCUCAGUCAAUAACAUUCUUGGACCUUGACUCGGUCAUGAGGUAAAAGCUGCAGAGUCUUUGAACAUUUCAGCAGAUCUUGAGCCUGCACACCACCGCUGAGCCACAUUGAUUUUAAUACUUACAGUGUGUUGUUUAUUAAAGACAUGACGCUCUCUUAGAUCUUGGCCUCUUGUAAGACAUUUCACGGUGGAAUGUUUUCAUGGCUGCCCAUCUCUGCUGCAUGUCUCACAUGUGCAUGCUACUAUUGCUCUUUGGAGUGUGAGGAAAUUGAUUUGUUGCAGAGAUAAUACUUUAUGAUGAGGUUUCUCUCAGUAAAUGGGAUCAUUGCUGCAAGUUCUUUCCCUCGCUCUGUUUUCUUUUCAUGUGUCACAGAGGAGACCUUCGUUAUUAGCCUUGUAGCCUGUACAGGCUGCUUCUUUGCCACAGCGUCGACCACAAACACAUGGCAAUUUCUUCAAGUCAGGAUUUUAUACA